Trichechus manatus latirostris (Florida manatee) is the source of this 4645-nucleotide messenger RNA. It is a transcript of the gene HELB, whose product is annotated as DNA helicase B. The transcript is spliced from 13 exons. The record is from RefSeq and is a predicted model, not a curated record. Bases 198 to 3428 code for a protein of 1076 amino acids. Lineage: Eukaryota; Metazoa; Chordata; Mammalia; Sirenia; Trichechidae. Gene Ontology annotation, molecular function: 5'-3' DNA helicase activity; single-stranded DNA helicase activity. Gene Ontology annotation, biological process: negative regulation of double-strand break repair via homologous recombination.
UCCUGGCUCUUCUCCACUCGAGACAGGAGACUUGGGGCGGAGUUUCGCCGUCGUCCCGCCCCUCCGCGCACGCACGACGCCGCCUAGGCGGAUCCGGAAACUGACAUCUUCCAGUCGCGAAGCUGACUGGUUGAUCGUGGGCUGGUUCCCGGAUGGGGUUUUCCUGAGUUGUUUGGGUUGACGCUGGGGAAGGGAACAUGGCCGGGCUAAAUCAGCCCUUGCGGGCACUGCAGGGACCUUUGUUUCCGCCUAAGGACCUAGUGGAGGAAGACAUUGACUGUCUAAAAGAGGAUGUGGAGGAGGAUGAAGACCCAGUGUUUGUGGACGCCGAGGAGCUCUGCAGUGGGGGCGUAAAGGCUGGUUGCCUCCCCGGUCGCCUUCCUGUUUUAAUUUAUGAUGAAGACACUAAAGAGAAAUGUGAAGUGUUUGGACGUUUUCCAUUAACAGAUCCUUGGUGGCGAGUGAAGGUACAAGUAAAGCCUGUGGGAAGGAGGUAUCAUACUCAAGGAUUUCCAUCUUACUUUUUACAGUCUGAUAUGUCACCACCAAAUCAAGAACAUAUCUGUUCCCUUUUUCUUAAGGAGUGUCGGGUCUCUGAUGAGUUUAUAACUCAGUUUUCAGAAUGGGUAAAUAGAGUAUCAAGCUAUAAAUACCUAAACUUUGGAAAUAUUACAGAAGCAUUAAGAACUUUCCAAAAAGAAAGUGAAAAGAGAAAUAAAAAAAAACCAACACAGAAUGAACAGGAAGAGUCAGUACCAGAUCGUGAGAUAAGUCUUCCCCUGGAGAACACAAUUGCAUUUAAAAAUGUUAUGAGAGCUUUACAGUUUCCAAAAAUAAUGGAAUUCCUUCCAGUUCUUCUUCCUCGUCACUUUAAACAGCUCAUAAACUCAGACUCUACAAUGCUUUUGGAAGCAAUAGAAGAGAUUUUGGGUACAUGUCCAUGGAUACUUGGAUUUAGUAAAAUAACCUACAGAGAAUUGAAGCUCUUGCAGUGUGAGGCAAGUUGGACAGCCUUUUGUCAGUGCAAGUCUCUUCUCCAGUUGAUGAGUGAUCUAGAGAAGAAUGCAUUAAUAAUAUAUUCUAAACUGAAGCAGAUAUGUAGAGAACACGGGCACACUUGUAUUGAAGAAGCUGAAUUAACUUCUAAAUUGUCAGACCGUAUGUCUUUUGAUGAUGCUUGGCAGUCUCUGAAGUUUUUGAAGGAUUCUGGUGUGGUGACAUACGAGAAAGGCUGUGUCUUUCCUUAUGACCUUUACCAGGCCGAAAGGGACAUUGCCUCUUCUAUAUGCCACCUGAUGAUGAGACCUCCAUGGGAUCUACAUGUAGAUGUUAAAAAGGUGCUUGCAUCUCUUCAGGCCCGCAAACCUGAGAAUUCAGAAUGUGCUGAUGUAUUGAAUGAAAGUAAACUGGAUGAAACAAGAUUAGAAAAUUCUGUGCACAUUCUGGACACACAGGACAAUAGUGACCAUGAUGGUGAAAAUGAACUUAAUGCAGAAAUAAGUGAAGUUCAACUGGAUCGGGAUCAGGUGACUGCUUUGGAAAUGAUUUGUGCAAAUGCUGUGACAGUCAUAAGUGGAAAAGGUGGUUGUGGAAAGACCACAAUUGUUAGCCACCUUUUUAAGCACAUAGAGCAGUUGGAAGAAAGAGAAGUGAAAAAAGCUUGUGAAGAUUUUGAGCAAGACCAGGAUGUAUCAGAAGAAUGGGUGACCUUUACUGAGCAAAGCCAACUAGAGGCAGGCAAGGCUAUAGAAGUUUUACUUACAGCACCCACAGGGAAAGCAGCUGGCUUACUGCGACAGAAAACUGGUCUUCAUGCUUAUACACUAUGUCAGGUCAAUUACAGCUUCUACUUAUGGGAGAAAAAUAAGAUGAUGAAGGACAAGCCAUGGAAAUUUUCAUCAAUUAGAGUUCUGGUUGUGGAUGAAGGGAGUUUGGUAUCUGUAAGAAUCUUCAAAUCAGUUUUAAAUUUAUUGUGUGAGCACUCCAAACUUUCUAAGCUUAUUGUCCUUGGUGAUAUUAGACAAUUACCCAGCAUUGAGCCUGGCAACUUGCUGAAAGAUCUUUUUGAGACUCUUAAAUCAAGAAAUUGUGCUGUUGAGCUAAAGACAAACCAUAGAGCAGAAUCUCAGCUAAUUGUGGACAAUGCCACAAGAAUCGCAAGACGCCAGUUUCCAAAAUUUGAUGCAGAGCUGAAUAUUUCUGAUAAUCUAACACUCCCCAUCUCAAUUCAAGAUAAGACAUUUAUUUUUGUCCGACUUCCAGAAGAUGAUACUGGUUCUCAGUUAUCUAAAAGUAAUCAUCACCCUCAUUUAUAUUCUGUGGUUGGAACUUUACUCAAAGAAGAGGACCUAAAAGAUGAAAAAACAUCACAAUUUAUUGCAUUUAGAAGGCAAGACUGUGAUCUAAUCAAUCACUGCUGUUCCAAGCACUACACAGGCCGCUUAAACAAAGACCAUCAUAAUAGACUUGUAUUUGGAGUUGGUGAUAAAAUUUGUUGUACGAGGAAUGCAUAUCUCUCCGAUUUACUCCCUGAAAAUACUUCUGAAAGUCUGCAGAAUAAUGAACUACAGGCCAGUGGUGAAGACCUUGAUGUUACUCCUCGUGAUUUUGCUAAAAAUAAAAAUAAGCGUAACUUUGAAAGUGAUAUUCGACUAUGCAAUGGAGAAAUAUUUUUUAUAACAGGAGAUAUAACUGAUAUAACUUUUGGGAAGAGAAGAUCUUUGACCAUUAAUAAUUUUGCUGGCUUGGAAGUAACUGUGGAUUUUGGAAAACUAAUACAGUGUUGUCGCAUAAAACAUGCAUGGGCAAGAACUAUUCACACAUUCCAGGGCUCUGAGGAGCAAACAGUUGUGUACGUCGUGGGAAAGGCAGGCCGCCAGCACUGGCAGCACGUUUACACCGCAGUAACCAGGGGCCGCUCUAGAGUGUAUGUAAUUGCAGAAGAAUCUCAGCUCCGCAGUGCAAUUAAGAGACACAGCAUUCCCAGAAAAACACGUUUGAAACAUUUUUUGCAAAACAGGCUUUCCAUGAGCUGUGCACCUCCAGCAGAGUUUCCAUCCCCAUCAAAAAGCUCUGGAGAAGGUGUAGAAGCUUGCACACAGCCAUCAGCAUCCCCACUCCCUACAGCUGGGACUGACUCUGGUACAGACGACGUCACCAAAAGCAGAGCCUCUACGCCUAAUGGCUGGACGUUCACUUUUGCUGACAAUUGGCAGUUACCUUCAUCUGAUGAAGUGGAUACAGAUGAGAGCCCAUCAAGAACACAAGGGUCCAAAAGAACCUGUGGGGUGAAUGUUGAUGAAAGUCCAAACAAAGUUCUUAUGGUGGAAGAAUCAUCUCCACAAGUAUCUUCCACAUUUCAGAAUUUAAGACUGAAUAAUUUAACCCCGAAGCAACUUUUCAAACCCACAAAUAAUCAAGACACUUAAUUUUACUUCAGAUUGCUCAAAAUUACUGUCUAUUUUUUUUUCCAUUCAAGACAAAAUGAAACAUCAUAGCUUCGAAGUAUCAAGAUAAAAGAAGAUGUCUAUGAGUGGAAUUUUAUUUUAAGGUAUUUGUGUUAGCUGAUGUUUUAAGCGUAUGAUCGAAGGAAACCUGAAUGAUUUCAACGUGUGUCAUCAUGAGAACUGUAGUAGCUAGCACUGGACAUAAAUGAGGGGAAAAAGAUUUUUUUUUAAACUUUGUACUUUAAAAAUGUUUUAUUUUUAGGAAUAUUAGGCUUAUUAACUGCCAUGAUCACUGUGGUUUAUCUUUGCCAGUGGGUUGAAGCAGUGGCAAAGAUGAACUGUAAUUGCGUCUGUUGAUAUUAUUGACACACAUUCCAGGUCAUCAUGUCUUCUGCAGAGCAGUUAGCUCGUAAGGCUGCUGCUGAACUCCCAUCAGUGCUGCCCCAGCCAGCAUACCUGGGGCUUCUUCCCGGAAGUGCCUUCCAUGUCGGGAGAACCUUAUUUUGAGUAUAUUACACUUUGGAAAUUUUUUUUUAUUUCUGAAGUGAUUUGAGUAUUUUAGAUUUUUAUUGUUAUACAGUAAAAGUUAGGACAAAUUUACCUCUUAUCUUAAUUUUUAAAAAUAGAUUUAUUGAGAUAUAAUUCACAUGUUAUAAUUCACCUAUUUAAGGUGUACAAUUUGAUGGCUUUUAGUAUAUUUACAGAGUUGUGCAACCAUCACCACAAUUAAUUUUAGAACAUUUUUAUCACCCUCGAAAGAAAUCCUGUGACUCUUACCUGCAAUCCCCACAUCCUCUCUAGCCCUGUCUCUAUAGAUUUUCCUAUUCUGGACAUUUCAUAUAAAUGGAAUCAUACAAUAUGUGGUUCUUUGUUACUGGCUUCUUUGACUUAGCCAGUGUUUUCAAACUUCAUCCGUGUUAUAGCAUAUAUCAAUACAUUUCUUUUUAUUGCCAAGUAGUAUUCCAUUAUGUGAAUACACUACAUUUUAUUUAUUAUUAAUCAGCUGGUGAACAUUUGGGUUGUUUCUACUUUAAAUCUGGAUAUUAUGAAUCAUGCUGCCGUGACCAUUCAUGUACAUAUUUUUGUGUGGAUGUGUGUUUUCAUUUCUUUUGGGUAAAUACCUAUAAGUGGAGUUGCUGGGUCAAAUGGUAACUUUAUGUUUAAACUUUUUUUUUUUUUUUAAUUGUACUUUAGGUGAA